AAGUGCUCGCGCGUUUGUUUCGAGUUUGAUUUUUAAAAAUUGACAGUGACAGAUCAUUCGAUUCAACAAUUAAAUAGGUGACAUUAUUUUCGUAACUGAGAAGGUUUAUAACAGAUUAAAGUGAGCAAUUUGUAUGCACAAAAUUGGAGACAGGUAGUUAAAAUUAACAACACAGGUUUGUUGUGUAACGUUAGAAAAUUUAACGUUUCGAUUCGUCGAAAACGCUUGUUAGUGUUGUGAUCGGGUUUCUUAAGAAAGUGUUAUGAUUCAGUGUUUAUGGAGAUGCGCGAGCGCGUGUGCAAUCGAUUUUUAGUGUUUAGUGUUCGUUAGCAAGAGCAAUGAGUGUUCCUAAUUUGAGCGCCGACCAAAUUACAGAAAUCGAAGCCGCCGAAGCUUGCAAAUGGCUGCGAGCAGCUGGUUUCCCCCAAUAUGCGCAGAUGUACGAAGACCUCCAAUUCCCCAUCGACGUCUCAGGUGUUCAAAACGACCACCCCUUCCUAGAUGCAGACUCUCUGCAAUCACUCUUCAGGCGCCUAACUGCACUCAACAGAUGCGCCAAUAUGAAAUUGGAGCAUCAUCACCAUCAAAAGAGAUCGAACGACUCUGACGAUGAGCAAUGUGCGCUUAGUGAUAAGUGGCAAUACGAGAGAAAGUCGAGAAGAUGGUCAAGAGUCGUCGAAAUCACACCACAAGCGCAGAGAAGACUACAGGUUAUCGCAGCUCGUGCACUAGCGGAAAGAGAAGCCAGAGAAGCAAGAGGCGAAAUUGAAGAUGACGAAGAUGAAACGCUUCCUACAAUUAGAGUGGGUCUGGUAGAUGCCGAUGGACAUUAUACGGAUGUUGAACCGGAUCUAUUAACAGUUCCUGGUCAAACACAUAUACAGUUACCAAGCGAUAAAGAAGAUGACGAUGAUACAGGCACAAGAUUCCGGCGGACGGGCUCAGAAAGGUUGCGGGACGGGGCAAAAGCCUUACUUCGACGAGUCGAAUCGCUUAAGACGAGAAGAAGAAAACGCCAGAACAGAACAGAAGUUAUUGUAUCGUCACCGCAUUUCUUAGAUGCCCAAGACAAAUAUCCAGAUCUAAACUACAUAGAUAUGACACCGACGACUCCGUCAGCCUUUCCGUUCCCUGACUUCCAUAGUUCUCCGUUACAUGCACCAGCAAUAAGAACCCAACCCCCUUCUCCUAUGACUAUCAUGCCGCCAUCGCCAAUAGCUCCUCUUGAACAAUCCUUUAUUUUACACACACCCUUUGGAGACGACAGCUCAAGUUACGCUUCAGAUGGCAGUAUGGGAUCUAGCAAUAAAAGUUCUAAGUCAAAAUUAGGUAGAGCAAAAAAAAUAUUUCACAGAGGGCUGAAGGGUGAUGAUUCGAGUGCCCUGAGUGAUUCUGAAUGUCAACCGGCUAGCUGGAGGCAUAAUUAUUAUAAGGAUCAAAAUACGCAUCAUACGACAGAGGUAUACGUAGAGCCAUCGUCACCAAUGGACCUUAAGCCUGAUCCAGAAAUUCUGCGGGAGGUUCAAAAGUCACCAGGGCACACACCACACCGGCGACAAGCGAUCAGAACAAGUUCUCUGAAUUUGGGAAAAGAUGGCCAAAAUUUUUCCACGUACAGAUUUCGCGAUAGAAGUUUGAAAAGGGACAAGUCAGCAUCAAGAAGUUCAGAGAUGGACAGCAGCCCCAACUCAGCUGGGUCCAGGUCACAGGAUGGCGACCAGGAUGAUGACGAUGACAGCAUCGACAUAAAAUCUAAAAAAAACAAUAUACAAAGGUGGUAUUCAUUUAGAACGAAUACGCUCAACGGUGGACCGAAAGCGAACAACACGCUGCAGCCGGCACCAAAUCAGAAAAACCCUGAGGCCUAUUUAUCAAGACCUAUGUCAUCUCUAUCCUGCGGCCAGUUGCACAUAUUACGGAAACUCGCAUUGCUACGCCUGACAGCUUGUAUGGAACGGUACUGUCCAUCUCACAAGUCCGGGUGGAAUUGGGAACUACCCAAGCUAAUAAGGAAAAUUAAGACACCGGACUACAAAGACAAAACAGUAUUCGCAGUCCCUCUUACGGUGUCGCUGCAGAGGACGGGGCAUUGUCUACCAAAGCCGAUUCAGUGUGCCCUUAAUUGGUUGAAACACAAUGCUAUGGAUCAGAUGGGUAUAUUCCGGAAGGCGGGUGUGAAGUCCCGGAUAGCGAAACUCAGAACGAUGGUAGAAUCCGCCGGUUCAGCUAACGCCGCAUUUGCCAUAGAGAAUAUGAACACCACAGACCCAACACAUUCCAGCCUAAACUUCGAAGGUGCGCAAGCGCAUGACGUUGCAGAUAUGGUCAAACAGUACUUCAGAGAGUUGCCUGAUGCCCUAUUAACUAAUAAAUUGAGUGAAACCUUCAUCGCUAUAUUUCAACAUGUUCCAGAACCGUUAAGGCCUGACGCAGUACAAUGCGCGUUGCUUUUGUUACCCGAGGAACAUCUCGAAGCGCUUCAAUCAUUACUUAUGUUUUUGGCUGAGGUGGCAGAACAUUCCGCUGUUAACCAAAUGACAGCAUCAAAUCUGGCUGUGUGUUUUGCGCCAACUCUUUUACGGCUACAUCAUACUAUUCCUCACACUGGCAGCACCAAAGAAGGCAACUCGAAUAGGAUGAUAAUAGAGAGUGUAGCAGAUCAACGCCAGAUUAGUGAGAGCAGAGCAGCUCACGCCUGUCUGCUGCUUCUCAUACAGAAGCAUCAGCAGCUGUUCCUAGCACCUGCUGAUAUGCUUGCUAGGUGCAAGUUCAACUACUUUGAGGAAAGCGUACCAGUCGCCUUAGAAGAAUUAGGUGCAGAUUUCAAUCAAGACUGGAAAGGUUUCCAGCAAGCCUGUAUUAAGGCGCUAUUAAAAGAAGCCAAAGAAAAAACGCGUGGUUGGAUGUCAGUAUCGGGGGCUGCAGCUCACGUGGAGCUGUGCUGCAAGAAAGUUGGUGAUGGACAUCCGCUGAGACUCUGGAGGGCCACUACUGAUGUUGAAGCGCCGCCUCAGGAGGUUAUGCAGAGAAUACUCCGAGAGCGGCAUAUUUGGGACGAUUCACUGAUCAAGUGGAGAGUCGCUGAGAAAUUAGGGCCCACUGCAGAGAUUUUUCAGUUCAUCACUGCUUCCACUUUCAACUUACCACCGAGGGACUAUUGUGUUUUGAGAUCGUGGCAGCAAGGCGGGGGCGGCGGCGGAUGGUGCGCCGUGGCAGAGACCUCUGUGGCCCACGGGGCUGCUCCCACCGAAGGCUCUAGAGGUGUCGUCCUGGCCUCAAGGUACUUAGCCCAACCCGCAGGCAAGGGGCGAAGUCGCCUUGUGCAUUUGGCUAGGGUUGAUACUAUGGGCAGAACACCAGAAUGGUACAACAAAUGCUACGGCCAUAUUUGUGCUCUGUACUUAGCUCGUAUUCGAGCCUCAUUCAAGCAUAAUACAGAAGGACCCGAGUCCAAUGUAUGAUCAAAGCAUUCCACUUAAGUACGGUCCAUAUUGGAACCAACUUAAGUUAAGCCUUGAGGUAAGGCUAAUAUUGUCUGCGGUUUGUUGAUAUUAUAAAGUAUAUCGAACGUCAAUAUUCUAUUCACUCUUUAGUAUUGCCAGCUCUGUUGUAAAACGUCGAAAACGUUAAAUUAUAAGGAAAAGAUUAUAAUUGAUAGUAUUUUAAUAAAGAAAUGGGUAAUUAAGUGAAAUGGCUUGCACUUACUCAUUCCCCAAUUUUUUUUUAUAUAGAACAGGGGGCAAACGGGCAGGAGGCUCACCUGAUGUUAAGUGAUACCGCCGCCCAUGGACACUCUCAAUGACAGAGGGCUCGCGAGUGCGUUGCCGGCCUUUUAAGAAUUAGUACACUCUUUUCUUGAAGGACCCUAAAUGUAACACAAAAUGUAGUUAAAAUAUAAUAAAUUAUAAUAUAAUAUGAAAGUUCGAGUUAGCCGAGCGCAAUUACGCAGCGUUACCCAUUUCUAUUAUGAUUAAUCUAAAAAUUGCAAUACCUUAAAUGCAUAAUAUUUUUGUCGAGAUACUUAUUAGGUUAGAAUAUUUACCUACCUCUAAUAAUUCAAGUUUUAUCUUAAACCCCAAAUGGGACCUACCAAAAAUCCUGACUGCGUAUUUGACACUUAGUUUUAAAUUACUCCCCUUUGGUGCAAAAUGUAAAUAUAGCAUAAAUAUAUAUUACUUUAACAUCACAAAUUAACUACGAUGGAUGUAAUCUCAGUUAAAAGAUAUUUUACCAUACAGUUAUCGUAACAUAUCGCUAGUCAUAAUAUUAUAUACAUAUAUAUAAAAGUUUGAAACAUUAUUCACCGUACCUGCCUGUGUUCAGGAAAAUAUAGUAUUAUUAUAACAAAUAAAAUGUAAUCAAUCAAUUGAAAUGCACUCUUCUGGAAUCUUGGAAUUUUAAUAUUAAAAUAUGUUGAUCUAUUAUGAUAUUUUAUUGUAAAAAGUCUGAUUGUAAAUAGAUUUACAAUAUAAUAAAUAACGUGAACAUCACAAACUAUUUUAAAUUUAGUAGUUGUUUAAGACGCCGUUCGCUUUUUGAAGAAUGCCAUUUCAUUUGCCCCAUUUUAAAAUAUGAACUGGGAUCCGGUGCACUCUUUAAAAAGCCAUGGCAUGGAAGCCAAAUAUCACAAUAUUAUAUUUAAGAAAUUGUAAAUAUGAUGCAAUGAUAUUUUGAUGUAGUAAUCUCAAAUAAUAAUUUAUGUGUUGUUAGUUACCUGUGGAAUCACAAUUUUAAUUAUAUUUAAUGUUUGGUGCCCCUAAUUGUAUUUUGCAACUAAAAUAUAUUAGUACAUAAUUAUAUUAAAUAAAACCGCACUUUAAAAUCUCUCCAUAGAAAGAAAAUUGCCAUACUUCAUCAUCAUUCCGAGUUUUAAGAAUGAAAAAUAGGUACUUAGUAAAAUGAUCAUUCCAUACACUUACACUUUAUAAAUCUACCUUAUAUACGACAGGACUUUAUUAAGUAACCUAUUUAGAUUAUAACUUUCUCAGAAAUAUAGAUAAAACCUACUCGAUACCCGCCUAAAAUUAUGCGAAAAAAAUAUAGAAACAGGUCUUCUAUAUACAAAAAUCCAUAAUGCCAGCCAAAUUAUAACCAUAACACAUUAAGAAAGCAGAAUAUGUAAUUUCUUUGAAUUAAAGAAACAGAAAGAUAAUUUAUUUUACUAAAAUGUGUAAUACUCCAUACUACCUAUUGAUAUGUGUAAAUAACUAUAAGUAAUGCAUUGUGAUUUUAUUAUCUAUGAAUUAAAUGGACCAUUAUAAUACAAA
Pieris rapae (cabbage white) is the source of this 5267-nucleotide messenger RNA. RefSeq names its product rho GTPase-activating protein 7 (gene cv-c). Lineage: Eukaryota; Metazoa; Arthropoda; Insecta; Lepidoptera; Pieridae. Gene Ontology annotation, molecular function: GTPase activator activity; lipid binding. The coding region runs from base 339 to 3461 and encodes 1040 amino acids. Gene Ontology annotation, biological process: regulation of Rho protein signal transduction; signal transduction; actin cytoskeleton organization. The record is from RefSeq and is a predicted model, not a curated record. The transcript is spliced from 20 exons.